UCGUGGAUUUUUGUUUUCGCGGUUAGUUUUGCAAUGUUCACCAAAAACUGAAUUACCUUUUAUUUAUUUUUGGUCAUUUUAUUUUGAUAUACAAAAAAAAAAACAAUUCACUCCUGCUACCUUUUGCAUUAAUAUAAUUCAUCAUCUUCGUAAAACAACGCAAUUUCCAUCACGUCAAUCCCAGUUUCCUUGAUUUUAAUUUCGAAAAGAUAUGAGAAACAUCAAUUAUUAUUUGUGUUUUAAUAUUUUAAAUCAUUUCGAGUGAAAUAACUGGAAAGAAAUUUACCUAUUUCCUUACCUGUAGUCCCGAAUACUUGUGAAUUCUGACAGCUUUGUCGCGGCAAUAUUUUGGCGCCAAAAAAAUUUGGCAUUCGAUAGAUGUGUGCGCUCAACAAUUGAAUUGAUUUUUUUCUUUUGGUCUCCCGCCUGAAAUCAUCUCCAUCCAACCCCUUUUGCAUACAUUAUGAAAUCCACCGAAGGUAAAGUAAGGGGAAGGCCACCCAUUCGACAAAAACAAAAGGAUACGAGUGCGUCGUCCGAAAAUGAACACAAAACAAGUAUUCUCGAUUUCUUCAGCCCGCCACGGAAAACUGACCCAAACUUAAAUAAUAAUGACAAACGCAGUGGUUCAACACCAAAAAGAAGAAAGAAUCCUUUGGAAAAUCUUCAGUCGAAUUUGAGUCCCAAAUAUAUCGGGUUUAGCACGCCAACAUCGACAGACAAGCGUAGAUCAAAAUACCGGAUAGCGAAGCUCAACGAUUCCGAUGGUCCAAGUUCGUAUUUCCAAUCCAAUCACGGUCUCAUUGGAUGUGUCCGUCGAACUACUGUAAACGGCCGCCUUAACUCGCCCAAGUCUUCUCCUGAAGUCUCUUCACGGCGGAGCGAUUUCUUUGAAUCUCCCAUCGAAAAGCUGCUGCGAAAGAACGGCGCUAUGAAGUCACUGCCUAAUUCACCAAGUCAUGGUAAGGUCCAAAUGUCUGCAUCCACCGUGGUCGACGAUUGCAUUCAGAAGCUGGAAGAAGUCGCAAGCAGAAAGAAGAAUUGUGUUGUGCGCUUGGAACAGAUGAACCACGGUGUGGCUAUGGUUGGUGCGAGUAGUCACGUCACCGACGAGGUGGAAUCUGAGUUUGAUGCUUCCACUGCGGAACAUGACAUCGAUGUUAAUAACGAGUGUGAUAAUUUACAAGUGAUUACAAUCGCAGAUGAUGAAGAAGAUGCUACCUUAGAAGCCAAUAAUGUAGUCCCCACAGUAUCGAACAUAGAGCAUGAAAACACAGUUGCUGUUGGGGUUAAAGAUGAUGUUUUGAAAGGAGCUGAAGAUGAUGUAGUAAUGGAAGAACAGAAGACUGCUUUGAAUGAAAACGUUGAUGAUAUCGAAAUGGAAGAAAAUUCAAGCAAUCUAAAGAAAGAAAAGACCCAAAGUUCUCCUGCAACAACAGCGGCAGAUUCGGAAGAGAAAAGUGAUGCUAAAACUGCAGUUGAAGUUGAUGACAUUAUUAGCAUUGAGGAUGACGAAAGUCAAUCAAGCGUGAAAAAUCAGGCAUCCGCUCAAGAAGACGAAACUGCCCUUGUAACAGGAGAAGCUCUUUCGACUGAAAAUCCAGCAGAGGAUACGCUUACCAGUUCACGAUCAAUUGCCGAAGAAUCUGCUGCUCCCAAUAACGACUCGGAAAAAGUUAUAACUUACGACGAAGUUGUGCAAACAAUAAACAUUCCACAUGAAACUGAAGAAACCAACACGAUUUUGAAUAUUUCAACUGAACAGGAACAGGAACAAGAAGACGACACCUCUGAAACAUUUAAUAUUAACACGCAACUAGUAGAUACUCAAAGCGAACAGCUUCUGCAAGCAAACUCGAAAUUCUCCAGCGAGGAUAUGCUCUCGCUUAAAUCACCCUCUACGUAUUCGGUGGACAGUGCCAAAGGAUCAUCGCUUGACAAUGACUUAAAUUGGGUAUCUAUUGAAACUGGUGACUUAUUUUGGGGACAAAUUUUCAAUUUUGCCUAUUGGCCUUGCAUGGUUUGUCCUGAUCCAGAGGGCAAGACAAUAACAUUUAACGAAAACGGAAGGCAAUCUCAACAUGUGAUGAUUCAUGUGCGAUUUUUUGCGGACAACGGUCGUCGUAGUUGGGUGAAAAGGGAUAACUUAAUGUCGUACAAUGGUCUCGAAGCAUAUAAAAAGAAACAAAACGAGGUGGCACAAAAAUAUGGCAAGAAGAAUGGAAAGUACAAAGUCUUUGUUGUCUCCAAGAAAACUACACUAUGGAAUCAAGCAAUCAGAGAAGCUGAUUUAAUUGAAACAGUGCCGCUGGAAGAACGUCUGGAUAUGUUCUUUAAACUUUUAGAGGAAGUGAAGAUCAAUAAUAAUUUGGAACGAAAAAGACGGCAGUCCAUGGUGCGUUCAUCGACUUCCGAUAUCUGCAGUAUGUUUGACUCUAAUGACAAUUUGUACCUGAAACAGCCCACCCUUAAACGGGAUCGGUCUCCAACACCGGUAAGUCCGGCCUACUCGCCCAUCGCACCUAAAAACUCUGAAAAAAGAAUCAAACUUGAUAACAACAAUACGAGCAGAUCGUCAUUCAUGGAUGACCUAGACAUGAAUCCCGAUGCAAAUGUAAAUGAAACCUCGAGUAGUACCGAGUUGGAACGCAUGCAAAAGGAAGACAUCUACAAUGAUACCGAAUUCAAGAAAUUCGUUUCCGCUAUGCGAGGUUUUAUUUUGGAAAGCUCCAAGGAUCCCAAAUUAAGUUAUGAGUUUAUGAUGAAUGUUCGUAGUUUAUGGGCCCUCAAACACAUCACGGAGCGCAAUCGGUUAGAAGCACAGAGCAACGCCAAUGGCUUGAAACGUCUUUCCCAAAGAAUUCGUAAUAUUACAAUACAAAGAAGUCUACCAUCGACCCCUGUGCAAAACAAUGAACAACAAAUUGCCCUAAAGUCGACUGGCCAAAAGCCAAGGAGACCUUUAAACCGACCCAUAGACGAAGUAAUAGAUGACAUCUUCCAGCUGGAUAGUAAAUACCUGUUUAGGGAUAUUCCAAAGGAGAAUCUUUGCAAGGAAUGUUUUAAGGCUGGAUCGGAUGUAGUAAAGUGCUCUAUGAACUGCCAGACCUACGUGCAUCCUGCAUGUAGUGCAAAUUUACCCGAAGAAGAAGUGCCACAGGUGCCAACUCCUUUUGUUCAUAUAACUGGAGAUAUUGACGAAUCAUUGUCCAAUGCGGAAACUAAAGACCAGCCCACAGUAAUAUGCAAGUCAUGUUAUUCGGGCGAGGCUAUAAAGUGCUUCGUUUGCAAGAAAGACGAUCCCGAGUUGGGCGAUAUGGCCCGAUGUAAUAGUCAACAAUGUAGUAAGUUUUACCAUCCGGCUUGCCUCAAGUACUGGCCUCAGGCAAAAGUUACGAAGUCUUCUGGAAAACUCGAAAGUCUGCGUUGUCCUGCACAUGUAUGUCACACUUGUGUCUCGGAUGACCCGAAAGGAAAAUUUCUGCAAAUUGAUAAAUCAAAGCUGACCAAAUGUCUGAAGUGCCCAGCAACUUAUCACAUGGACUCUACUUGCAUCCCAGCCGGUUCACAAUUCCUGACGCCUGCGUUGAUAAUUUGUCCUCGACAUUACAAACAACCACAGGAUCUGCUUCUUAAUGUUAACUGGUGUUUCAUAUGCGUCGCCGGUGGAAAGCUUAUUUGCUGUGAAACUUGUCCCACAGCUGUGCAUGCUGAGUGCCUGAAGAUUCCAGUGGCCGAUGAGGGGUACAUUUGUGAAGAAUGUGAAACCGGACGCAUGCCCCUGUAUGGAGAAAUGGUUUGGGCCAAGUUUAGAAACUUCCGCUGGUGGCCUUCGCUGAUUCUUCCUCCCACCGAAGUGCCACUGAAUUUAGCUAACAAACCCCAUAAUCCUUCGGAGUUUGUCAUAAGAUUCCUUGGCAGCAAUGAUCAUGGUUGGAUUAGUCGAAGGAGAGUCUAUUUGUAUCAGGAAGGCGAUUGCUGUGAACCACCAAAGACCCAAAAACAAGGGCUUGACCAUAGCUAUAUGAAGGGGGUCGAAGAAGCUAAGCGAAUUGCUGAGAUUAUCAAAGAAAAAAAGAUGCUACUAAAUACUAACGACAAGAAACAGCGCGUAAGUCCCCUGCCAUAUGUUAAAAUCAAAGCGAACCGCGCUGUUCCCCCAAUAAAGCUGUUAGUUGAUUACGACAAUAUAAGCAAAUGCGAGUGCGAUAAGGAUAGUGAGAAUCCGUGUGGCCAAGAUUCGGGCUGUCUAAAUCGGGUCCUCUACAAUGAGUGCAAUCCUAAAAUAUGCCCAGCAGGUGACCGAUGCCAAAAUCAACUGUUCGAGAAGAAACUCUAUCCGAAGUUGCAAGUUUCGUAUAUGAAUGAAAAGGGCUUUGGCUUGAUUUGUCUAGAGCCCAUCAGUGCUGGCACUUUUGUGAUCGAGUAUGUAGGUGAGGUAAUUGACGACGCCGAGUUUCGAAGGCGGAUUUCCCAAAAAGAGCAGGAACGCGACGAGAACUUCUAUUUUCUGUCCCUGGAAAAAGAUUACAUAAUCGAUGCUGGGCCUAAGGGUAAUUUGGCAAGAUUCAUGAAUCAUUCUUGUGAUCCAAAUUGUGAAACGCAAAAGUGGUGUAUUAAUGGCUUGGAUCGCAUUGGCUUAUUUGCUAUUAAGGACAUUCCAAAGAACUCUGAGCUUACAUUCAACUAUUUCUGGGACGAAUUGCUUGGUAACGAAAAGAAGAUGUGCCAUUGUGGCGCUGAGAAAUGUGUUGGAGUUAUCGGUGGAAAAAAUAAAAAACCUGCAAAACCAUCUCCACCUGUGCAGCAAGAAAAAGUAGCGAAAAAGAGACGGUCUACUAAUACAAAAUUGCAUCCCCAAAAAACAAAACAGAAAUCAAAAACUAAAGAAUCUAAAAAAACAACUAAACUGCCAGCUAAAAGCAACACCAACAGUAACAACAACAACAACAACACAUCACCAACAGUAGAUACAACCGAAGAAGAAGAUAAAGAUUUAGACCAACAACAUACAUCCAUAUCGAAAUCCAGUUUGACGUCGGAAACACUUGGGAAUAACUCGAAUCCAGAAUCCGUUGAAGGAGUUCCAUCGACGACGUUCUCGUCGUCGUGAAGUUAGUUAAUUGUUUAGGUAUUGUUUUUUUAGUGAACCUUAAUAUUUUUAUAUUUAUUUUUCAAAAUGAAUGAACUUUUGUAUCAAGCAACUUUCUCAAUCAUAAAAAUCUAUGUGUAAAUUUGUAUACCAACUGUUACAACAAUUAAAUUUAAUGUUGUUGAUCAUCUAUAAGUUUUUACUAAGAGCUUUAUGUUACGGUCGGUUAUGUUUGGACCCGUUUGUUCAGAGUAAACUUAUGUUUAUUUUGUAUUAAGCGUUUUGAGUUCAUCAGAAUUCCUCGGUUGUUGUAGACCAAGAUGUAUUUAACAUUAAUAAAUUUACGGGUUCUUCUCAUCUGUUAUAAUAAAUAAGAUAUUACAAUAAAAUUAUGUUUUCGAACGUGAAGGUCAAAAGAGAAAUGUUAAGAAAUAACACCAAAGCUCGUGUUGCAAAAAAAAACAAAGAAAAACAGAAUCCAUGGUGUUUUUUAGCUUUUAAUAACAAUAAAUAAUUUAUUUGUGUUUAAUCUAUUAAUAUUAUUAUGUUAAAAAUGCUUUAUGCUAGAAUUAAAAAGUUAAAUCU
Eupeodes corollae is the source of this 5677-nucleotide messenger RNA. It is a transcript of the gene NSD, whose product is annotated as nuclear receptor binding SET domain protein. Gene Ontology annotation, cellular component: chromatin; nucleus. The transcript is spliced from 8 exons. NCBI's taxonomy places the organism in Eukaryota, Metazoa, Arthropoda, Insecta, Diptera, Syrphidae. Gene Ontology annotation, biological process: regulation of DNA-templated transcription. The record is from RefSeq and is a predicted model, not a curated record. Bases 464 to 5113 code for a protein of 1549 amino acids. Gene Ontology annotation, molecular function: protein binding; histone H3K36 methyltransferase activity.